AUGACUCCUACGAAAAGCACAGCACCUCCAGGUAAAAAUAACUAUAAGAAGAGAAAUACCGACAGACCGUCCUGUAUAUUCUCCCCUCUCCCCGCUCACGAGUACGAGCGUAGCUUAAAUCCAAAAGAGCUCGAUCAAUUCAACCAACGAGUGCAAAGGCUAGACAAACGGGUCUGGCGUAACUGCAACAGACGCAAUGUAUCCGAAUUCUGCUGGGAAGUCCACGCGUGGGAGGACGUAUUCGACCAGAUCCGAGAAGAAGACGCAUUUCGAAUGGACAAAAUCGACUACACGGCGCUUGAAAAAGACAAACACGGCAACUGGCAAAUAAUCAAGCGAACGCCAGACGCAACUCUCGGCUUCCAGCCUACCCACGGCGGCUUCGAAGCCCAAGUCCAGAGCGCAAGAGGCAACUGGGUCCCUCUCUCCCGGAUCUGCGAGGUAACCCGCGUCCCCUUCGACCGGGACGCCGACGCUCGGAGCCUCGUGUUCCCCUUCGCCAUCUACGAGGCCAAGAAGAGCUACUCCUCCGACUUCGAAGCCGAAGCGCAGAUCGCGCAUGCGUGCGACCGCUACCUAGGACUGCUAGACAGCGUCGUCCGCGACCCCAGAGACCCUGCCAAGUACCAGUGGCGAACCAGCCGCGAAUACCAGAUGUUCGCCUUUACGUCCUGCGCUUCGGAGUGGAGGGUAUACGCCGCUCGACGCUACGGCGAGUAUCACAACGUAGAGACGAUCUGGGCAGGUGACGUGAGGUUUCCAAUCCAUGCCGUAAGUCUACUAAGUAUCGUGGAUCAAAUCCAGAGGUGGGCGGCCGAUGUCUUCCGGCCGUUUGUUAUCAAACAUUUGGACAUACGCGCAAAACUCUCCGUGGACAGCACGCUCAAGUGGAAUAGGCAAGGAUUUGUUGGUCCCGAAGCCGCUGGGCCGCCGUGCGUCAUGAGGACAUAUCGUUGUCGCGAUGUAUAUAAAUGUACGAAAAGACUUAAAUUCGUGCAGACUGAUGGCGAACUCGUUCCGCCGGAAGUGCUAAGCCGAGUCUCGAGGCUAUACUCUGGUACCGUAGUAGUUAGAGAGCUUAUCCACAUAAAAUAG
Molecule: messenger RNA, 1095 nt
Organism: Daldinia vernicosa
Lineage: Eukaryota; Fungi; Ascomycota; Sordariomycetes; Xylariales; Hypoxylaceae
Exons: 3
Coding region: 1-1095 (364 amino acids)
Source: RefSeq, a predicted model, not a curated record